Molecule: messenger RNA, 2199 nt
Organism: Mucor velutinosus
Lineage: Eukaryota; Fungi; Mucoromycota; Mucoromycetes; Mucorales; Mucoraceae
Exons: 3
Coding region: 1-2199 (732 amino acids)
Biological process (GO): translational initiation
Cellular component (GO): eukaryotic translation initiation factor 3 complex
Molecular function (GO): translation initiation factor binding; RNA binding; translation initiation factor activity
Source: RefSeq, a predicted model, not a curated record
AUGCCUAGUGUCGAUUGGAAAAACCUUCCUGAACGUGAAGAAGAUAUCAACUUUGACGAUAUUUACGAGAAACACCAAGUUUCCACCGAGAAUGAUUUCGACACCAUUGUCGUUGUUGAUGGCGCCCCUAUUGUCGAUGAAGCCAAGGAAGAAAAAUUGAUGACUGUAUUGACCAAGCUCUUCACUAAGGGUGCUGGCGAGAUCAAGGAGAACGGUAUUUGGAUGCCCAUGACUCCCAAUGAGGAGGGCAAAAAGACCAGUUCAGGUUACCUUUUCAUCGAUUUCACAUCACCUGAAUCUGCUCACGCUGCUGUCAAGAACUUGGAUGGCCACAAACUGAGUAAAACUGUUACUUUGUCAGUCAACAAGUUCACCGAUGUCGAAAAGUACAGUGAUAUGAAUGAGGAAUAUGUCGAACCUCAAAUCGAACCCUACACAGCCAAGGAGCACUUGAAGAGCGCCUUGAUGGAUCCCCAAGCCCGUGAUCAAUUUGUCAUGUAUAGAGGCGAUGAUGUCUCCAUCUUUUGGAACAGAAAGACUGAAUCCCCUGAACAUGUCUACUCUAGAACUAACUGGACCGAAACCUACGUCCAAUGGUCUCCCAAGGGUUCCUAUCUUUCUACAUUCCACACCCAAGGUAUCGCUCUCUGGGGUGGCCCAUCUUGGAACAAAAUUGUUCGUUUCGUUCAUCCCGGUGUCAAGUUGAUUGAUUUCUCUCCCAACGAACGUUACCUCGUCACUUGGUCCAACGAGCCCAUCAGUUUAGAUAGAUUGCCUGAAAGCGGUCAUCCUUUCAGUGAAUACGAUGAAGGUAAUCAAGUGGUUAUUUGGGAUAUCAAGACUGGUUCUUUGCUCCGUUCUUUCCCUCUUGUUCAAGCCGCUGGUGAGGAACAAAAGACUGUGCGCUGGCCCAUGUUCAAGUGGUCUUCUACUGAGAAGCACUUUGCUCGUGUUGUUCCUGGUCAACAGCUGUCUGUCUAUGAAGCUCCCUCCAUGGGUUUGGUUGGUAAGAAGUCUAUUAAGGCUCCUGGUAUCGUCGACUUUGAAUGGUCUCCUGCCAAGGGUAACGCUUCUGAUCCCAAGAUUUACCAAAAGGAAGAAGUGUUGGCUUACUGGACCCCUGAAAUUGGUAACCAACCUGCUCGUGUUUCCAUGAUGACCAUUCCCUCCAAGGAAGUCAUUGCCACCAAGAACUUGUUCAACGUCUCUGAAUGUAAGCUUUACUGGCAAAACCAAGGCCACUUUUUGGCUGUCAAGGUCGAUCGUCAUACCAAGACCAAGAAGUCCACCUAUGCCAACAUUGAAAUCUUCCGUGUUAACCAAAAGAAUAUUCCUGUCGAGACCAUUGAAUUGAAGGAUCCUAUGCUUGCUUUCGCCUGGGAGCCUUAUGGAGAACGUUUCGCUACUAUCACCACCAGCGAUCCUGCUUACGGUUCCACUCCUGCUCAUGGUCAAGCACCUGUCACUGUCAAGACUGAUGUCAAGUUCUUCUACCUCGAUAAAUCCAAGAAGGCCAAUGCUGGUUUCAAGCUGAUGAAAUCUCUCGACAAGAAGACUGCCAACUACCUCUUCUGGUCUCCCAAGGGUCACAACAUUGUGUUGGCUACUUUGCGUUCCUCUACCGUUUCUGAUCUCGAGUUCUACGAUCUUGAUUUCGAGCCUCUCGCUAGUGAUAAGAAGGACAAGAGCGAUCCUGGAUCUACUGUCCAACUUUUGUCCACACAAGAACACUACGGUGUCAGUGAUGUUGAGUGGGAUCCCACUGGUCGUUAUGUCGUUACAGGCUCCAGCAUGUGGCGCCAAUCUGCCGAUCAUGGUUUCUGUAUCUGGGACUUCAAGGGUCAACUCUUGUUCAAGCAAAACAUUGAAAACUUCAAGCAAUUGUUGUGGCGUCCUCGCCCUGAGAGCUUGUUGUCUUCUGAACAAAAGAAGAAGAUCAAGAAGAAUCUCCGUCAAUUCUCCAAGCAAUUCGAUGAGGAUGAUCUUGCUUUGGGUGAUGCCACUGCUGCUAAACUCCACGCUGAGCGUAGAAAGGCUGUUGAGGAAUGGUACGCCUGGAGAAAGGCUACUGAACGUAAGCUUGAUGAAGAGCGUAAGACUCUUGGUAAGGAGGUCCAACAUGCUGAUGAGGGCAAGUCUGAAGUCGUUGAGGAAUGGGUUGAAGAAGUCAUUGAAGAGAGCGAAGAGAUCUUGGAUUAA